Messenger RNA from Melozone crissalis (California towhee), 891 nucleotides. RefSeq names its product granulocyte-macrophage colony-stimulating factor receptor subunit alpha-like. The transcript is spliced from 8 exons. Gene Ontology annotation, cellular component: membrane; external side of plasma membrane. The coding region runs from base 1 to 891 and encodes 296 amino acids. The record is from RefSeq and is a predicted model, not a curated record. NCBI's taxonomy places the organism in Eukaryota, Metazoa, Chordata, Aves, Passeriformes, Passerellidae. Gene Ontology annotation, biological process: cytokine-mediated signaling pathway; immunoglobulin mediated immune response. Gene Ontology annotation, molecular function: protein binding; cytokine receptor activity.
AUGGAUAUUCCUGUGUUUGCAGGCAUGAAGGGCUCAGCCAUUGAAAACUUCUCCUGUGUGAUUUAUAACAUCUUCCUCAUGAACUGCACUUGGCAGGCAGGAAGGGAUGCUCCAGCAGACACACAGUAUUUUCUCUACUGGCAGCAGUCAAGAGAUGAAGAGGAGAUGGAAUGUGAGCUUUACAUUAAAGAUGAAAAUUUCAGAAAUGUGGGAUGCAUCUUCCAAAACGUGAGCAUAGGGAUUGAAAAAGCUUACUUCCUGGUGAAUGGGUCUAGCAACAACUCCCUGAUCCAGUUCUAUGAUGAAUACAUUGACCUGUAUAAAAUUGAAAAGCUCAUGCCUCCAUCAAAUAUCACAGUCACCUGUGAUGAAAUUAAAAAUGAUUGCAUAAUUCAAUGGCAACGACCCCAAAUAAGUCAUUCUAGCAAGGACAUGUGUUUCAAAUAUGAAAUUAACAUAAAGUAUAAGGAUAAUCCUAAAGGAAAAUCCAUAUAUACUUCCAUACAAGAAGGGGGAAACAGUAACAUAUUUCUAAGAUCAAAUACAAGAAAGAAGUACGUCUUGAAAAUGAGAGCAGCUGGCAGUGUCUGCUUUGUGAGCCCAGCCUGGGGGGAAUGGAGUGCACCUGUUGAUUUUGGAAAUGAGGAAAUUAUGUCUUUUUCAGUAUGGAUUUUACUUGGAGUAGGAGUUGCAACACUCUUAACGGCAAUCAUCACAAUUUUUUUCUGCAAAAGGACUGGCUGUUGGAAGGCAGCAUUUCCACAGAUCCCAGGACCAAAACUUGCUUUUUUUACACUGGCUAAUACAAAUCCAGAGCUGAUGGAGAGCAAAAUACAGUCAAUAACAUCUGAAAAUGAAGAGAUAGUAUUAGUUGCUGACAUCAUGAGAUAG